Molecule: messenger RNA, 6025 nt
Organism: Doryrhamphus excisus (bluestripe pipefish)
Lineage: Eukaryota; Metazoa; Chordata; Actinopteri; Syngnathiformes; Syngnathidae
Gene: abcb11b
Product: ATP-binding cassette, sub-family B (MDR/TAP), member 11b
Biological process (GO): oligopeptide export from mitochondrion
Cellular component (GO): mitochondrial inner membrane
Molecular function (GO): ATP binding; ABC-type oligopeptide transporter activity; ATP hydrolysis activity
Source: RefSeq, a predicted model, not a curated record
UAUUUUUAUUUUAAGGAAAGAUCUGUCGGUAUCAGUAAUGAAGUGUUGGUGGUUCUGUCACUGGGCUCAAAUACUACAAGAAUCCAGUCCUGGAAAGGGUGACAGUCCAUGGCCUCUGCAGGUGGAAUGUUUACACGUGCGGUCACUGACCUUUACAUCAACGGGACACAAACCGACCGGACAGUUACCCUUAAACAAAACACUCUGACCUCAAGUUCUAAGCAAGUCCGGUCCUACUCAACAAGAGCACGUGAAUCUCUUCCAAGGUACACGCUUGCGUCCUCCUCCUAUAUACAAGUGGCACGAGUCCACUUCCCGGAGAACACAGUUUUUGGGGGAAUGUCACGUUACCGGACUUAAACAUCAAAGUGGAUCAGUAUACCGAACCGCUCUGUUCCUGGGAUCCAUGAUAAGUUUCAAACACGGACAAGGGACAUUUUGUGUUGAUGAGCCACUAUGCCUGCCGGAUCAGUGAAAUUACGAAGCAUCAGAAAGCUUGGACAGGAGAAUCGCGGCUAUGAUAUUUCAGAUGAAGAACCAGCUGGCUCUUACAUGAGCAUGACAUCAUCCAAGGAACAUGACAAAGCUCAAGGGAAGAAGGAGCUGCCAGCAAUACGAGUUGGCUUCUUUCAGCUGUUCCGUUUCGCUACAUGCAACGAGGUGGUGAUGAUGGUGGUGGGGAGCGUGUGCGCCAUACUGCACGGCUCAGCCCAGCCUCUCAUGCUGCUGGUGUUCGGCCUGCUCACGGACACCUUCAUCGAGUACGACAUUGAGCUGAACGAGCUGAGCGAUGAGCGGAAGGAAUGCGUUAACAACACCAUCCAGUGGAAGAAGAACUACACUGAUACACUCAUGCAAGGCAUGAACCAGUCACACUGGAGCACCAUCAACUAUUCUGACUGGGAGAUACUGGCGCCACUGAGGGGCAGGUCAUGUGGGCUCCUUGACAUUGAAUAUGAAAUGACCUUAUUUGCCUUCUAUUAUGUCGGAAUUGGAGCAGCUGUGUUCAUUUUGGGAUAUUUUCAGAUCUCUCUGUGGGUAACUGCUGCUGCCAAGCAGAUUCGGCUUAUUAGAAAAAUCUACUUCAGCAAAGUGAUGAGGAUGGAGAUUGGCUGGUUCGACUGCACCUCGGUGGGCGAGCUGAACACGCGCAUGUCUGAUGACAUCAACAAGAUCAACGACGCCAUUGCGGACCAAGUGGCUAUUUUUAUGCAGCGUUUCACCACCUUUGUGUGCGGCUUCUGCGUAGGCUUUGUGAAAGGAUGGAAGCUGACACUGGUCAUCGUGGCAGCCAGUCCACUGCUUGGCGUUGGAGCAGGCCUCAUGGCUCUGUUUGUGGCUAAGCUGACAGGUAUGGAGCUGCAGGCCUAUGCUAAAGCUGGAGCCGUUGCAGACGAGGUCCUCUCCUCCAUCAGGACGGUGGCUGCUUUUGGUGGAGAGAAAAAAGAGGUUCAACGCUAUGACAAGAAUCUGGUAUCAGCACAGAGUUGGGGCAUUAGGAAGGGAUUGAUCAUGGGCUUUUUCACUGGAUACAUGUGGCUGAUUAUCUUCCUGUGCUACGGCCUGGCCUUCUGGUAUGGCUCCAGUCUCGUGGUGGACACAGAGGAGUACUCACCAGGGACACUUCUACAGGUCUUCUUUGGGGUUCUGAUUGCAGCCAUGAAUUUGGGUCAAGCAUCACCAUGUCUGGAAGCAUUCGCUGCAGGACGGGGAGCAGCAACUAUCAUCUUUGAAACCAUGGAUCGAGAGCCUGAGAUUGACUGUUUAUCUGAAGCAGGAUAUAAGCUUGAUCGAGUCAAAGGUGACAUUGAGUUUCACAAUGUGACCUUUCAUUACCCUUCCAGGCCAGAAGUGAAGAUCUUGGACCAGCUCAGUGUUGCGGUGAAAUCAGGUGAGACGACAGCCUUUGUCGGCCCAAGUGGCGCCGGAAAGAGCACAGCUGUCCAACUCAUUCAGCGCUUCUACGACCCAAAAGAGGGGAUGGUGACUCUCGACGGUCAUGACAUCCGCGGGCUGAACAUACAAUGGCUUCGCUCACUCAUCGGCAUCGUGGAGCAGGAGCCUGUGCUGUUUGCCACCACCAUUGCUGAGAACAUACGCUAUGGUCGUCCCGGCGUCUCCAUGGAUGACAUCAUCACCGCUGCCAAAGAGGCCAACGCGUACAACUUCAUUAUGGAUCUGCCACAGAGAUUCGACACCUUGGUAGGCGAGGGUGGAGGUCAGAUGAGUGGCGGUCAGAAACAGCGUAUUGCAAUCGCUAGAGCGUUGGUAAGGAACCCUCGCAUCCUGCUGCUGGACAUGGCCACCUCUGCACUGGACAACGAAAGUGAGGCUGUAGUCCAAGAGGCCUUGGAUAAAGUACGCAUGGGACGGACCACCAUCUCUAUCGCCCACCGGCUGUCCACCAUAAAGAACGCAGAUGUGAUCGUCGGCUUUGAACAUGGCCAAGCGGUCGAGAGGGGCAAACACAGUGAACUGCUGGACAGGAAGGGUGUCUACUUCACCCUGGUCACCUUGCAAAGCCAGGGAGACAAGGCCCUCAAUGAGAAGGCUCGGCAAAUGGCUGAAAAUGUACCAGAGAAGAUCAGUCUAUCCAGGGGCGGAAGCUACCGGGCCAGUUUGAGAGCCUCCAUCCGUCAGAGAUCCAGAUCGCAGCUCUCUAACCUGAUUCCAGAAUCUUCCGUUCCCAUCGUUGGAGAGCUCGGCCCCAGAGCCCACGCUGUGUCACAAGCAGACAAAUCCAAGGAUGCCACCCCAGAAGAGGAGGAUGAAGAACCUGUGGAGCCUGCACCUGUUGCUCGGAUCCUGAAGUACAACUCGCCUGAAUGGCCUUACAUGCUUUUUGGAUCUCUUGGGGCUGCUGUGAAUGGAGGGGUCAACCCCGUCUAUUCGCUGUUGUUCAGUCAAAUCUUAGCGACUUUCUCCGUUACAGAUCCCGUGGCUCAGAGGAAAGAGAUUGAUAGCAUCUGCUUAUUUUUUGUCAUGGUGGGCGUCAUCUCCUUCUUCACACAGAUGCUGCAGGGUUAUGCCUUCUCCAAGUCUGGAGAGCUGCUGACCCGCAGGUUACGUCGUCUGGGCUUCCACGCCAUGCUGGGCCAGGAUAUUGGCUGGUUUGAUGAUCACAGGAACAGUCCUGGUGCUCUGACCACACGACUGGCAACCGACGCCUCUCAAGUACAAGGGGCUACUGGCUCCCAGAUCGGCAUGAUCGUCAACUCUCUGACCAACAUCGGGGUGGCCAUCCUUAUGUCCUUUUACUUCAGCUGGAAGCUCACGCUGCUUAUCCUGUGCUUCCUGCCCUUCAUCGCUCUAUCAGGUGGUUUCCAGGCCAAGAUGCUCACUGGGUUUGCCAAGCAGGACAAGGAAGCUAUGGAGUCGGCUGGACGGAUUUCAGGUGAAGCCCUGAACAACAUUCGCACCAUCGCUGGUCUUGGGAAGGAGAGGAAUUUUGUGGACAUGUAUAGCGCACAGCUGGAUGCUCCAUACAAGGCAGCCUUGAAGAAGGCUAACGUCUACGGGGCUUGUUACGGUUUCGCCCAAUGUGUCGUCUUCUUGACCAACUCCGCCUCUUAUCGGUUCGGGGGUUACUUGGUACGCCAAGAAGGGCUACAUUUCAGCUUGGUGUUCAGGGUCAUUUCUGCCAUCGUCACUAGUGGCACCGCCCUGGGGAGAGCCUCCUCCUACACCCCUGACUAUGCCAAGGCCAAGAUUUCUGCUGCACGUUUCUUCCAGCUGCUGGACCGCACACCUCAGAUUAGCGUCUACAGUAACAACGGGGAUAAAUGGGAUAACUUCCAAGGCAACAUUGAGUUCAUUGACUGCAAGUUCACUUACCCCACCCGACCAGACAUCCAGGUCCUCAAUGGGCUGAAUGUGGCGGUGAAGCCCGGCCAGACGUUGGCCUUUGUGGGUAGCAGCGGCUGUGGAAAGAGCACCAGUGUGCAGCUUCUGGAGAGGUUUUAUGACCCCGACAAAGGCAGAGUGCUGAUUGACGGUCGCGACUCGACUCUCGUCAACGUGUCUUUUCUGCGAUCCAAGAUUGGCAUCGUGUCCCAGGAGCCAAUCUUGUUUGACUGCAGCAUCGCAGAAAAUAUCAAGUAUGGUGACAACUCACGGGACAUCGGAAUGGAUGAUGUCAUCUCCGCUUCCAAGAAAUCACAGCUCCACGACUUUGUCAUGUCUCUUCCCGAGAAAUAUGACACAAACGUGGGCGCCCAGGGUUCUCAGUUAUCUCGAGGUCAAAAGCAACGCAUUGCCAUUGCCAGGGCAAUCGUACGUGACCCCAAGAUCCUGCUCCUGGAUGAAGCCACCUCAGCUCUGGACACAGAGAGUGAGAAGACAGUGCAAGCGGCGCUGGACAGAGCUAGAGAGGGCAGGACCUGCAUCGUUAUCGCCCACCGUCUGUCCACCAUUCAGAACUCAGAUAUUAUCGCCGUCAUGUCCCGGGGCUAUGUGAUCGAGAAGGGAACCCACGACCAGCUUAUGGCCUUGAAUGGAGCCUACUACAAGUUGGUCACCACUGGAGCGCCAAUCAGCUAAUAGCUUUGGGAGUGGAACUUAUUGGAAACAAAUGUGAUGAGCUGAGUUAUUGCAGGCGUUGGAAGCUGACUGAACAUCAGGAAGUAACUCUUCACCUUUACGGUAUUUAUUUGUGUGGGAAAGAAUGUUUACUGAAUUAAUUCAGGAUGAUGGAUCUAUGUUGUGGUGCAACAUAUUUUCACUUGCCAACAUAUAGUACGUGGCUUUGAGAGUUCCCAGCACAUUACACAAUAAGGGUGGUUUGCAUUAGCCAACAAUGAGGAUGUGGUGAGUACCGUAAAACGGGGUUAUAAGGGACGGCGGGGUAAUAAAGGUGUAAUUAAAGGUGUAAUAAGGGACAAUUUUCAGGAAAAUAUUUUAAAUGUAACUCUGUCUUUUCAUGUUAAACAAUAAGCUGCUUUGUGUUGUUUUUUUUUUAAAGAAGCAUAUAUUCUUGAACAAAUCGUUCAAAAAACAUUUUCUCGAAAAUUGUCCCUUAUUACCACGCUGUCCCUUAUAAUCCCGUUUCACAGUACCUAUACCUUUUGUACUUUAAAUGUAUUAACUUAGUCAAUGAGGCAUCUUUAAUGUUGCCCAUCAUUCACAAUCCUUAUGUGAAACAUUAACACAUUUCUUACCGUGCAUUCUUACAAGAGAAAACAAGUUAGCAUGAGCUAGCUAACAAUGCACAAAAAACUCUUCAAAAAACAGCAACAGUGUUCCACUUACAAAAUCAAGCGACAUCAAUAUUGUUAUUGUGGCAGCUAAGAGGAAAAAGUAUAUUGAUCUGGCGGCGUAACACGAUCCCUCGCUAGCUGCUAGUGUCGGUAUCGAAUCACCAUGCCUCAAGCAGCGUUGACAACAGGACACUUUCAAUUUCGCCAUGAAGACUCAAUAAGAUGCUUGUGUGCUGUCAGCAUUUUUUUGCUAAAAACUGGACUGUGCUGGAAGAUACAGCCAUCCCAAAACAUUAUUUGAGUUGUUUUUUUUUUUUAAAGAGGGCUUCAAAAUCAAAAUAGGUACGUACCUACCGAUGACGUAAAAUGUUAGCUGGCUCGUUUUCUCUUGUUAGGAUGCAUAGAAAAGGGAAAUAAAUAUGCAGCUUUAAUUUACAGAGAAACCAUCAAGUCCUAUGACUUUCCUAUACCUAUCUAUAAUAAAUGAAAGACAACUAACAUACUGUUAAUACAGAUAAUCCCCAUUUUGCUGAAAUGUUGUGCCUCUCAGUCCAAUACACGUGUGUUUUUUAUUUUUUUCAACAAAUUUGUGUUGAAUAAGCUAAACAACCUUAGGCUUGUUCUACUAAGAUGAACCUAACCAGGAUCUCUUCUUUGUUUUUGAUGUGUGGAUAACAGAGUUUGUCGUCUGAGCAGGUUGACGUAAAAGGGGCGGUGUUAGCAGCAGAUUACCAAUCUCAAACAUGACAAAUGUACCCCAAUGUAAAGACAUUAUACAUGCUUAAGUAAGUACACUUGCAAGUUCGAAAUAUACAAGAGUGAUGACUGAC